UCCUCACAAACUUGAAGAUUGUCGCAGGAGCAGACUCUCUCACUGCCUCUGCCUCUCCCCUUUUCUACAGGCUGUGUACGUUGCCUGUGCUGUCACAUGUUACAUACCCGCACCUGGUCUUGUCUCCCGAACGCGCGAUUAAGAGAAUCGAUAAAAUCAACAGGAACUAUUUGAAUCCCAUUUAUUAGGAUUGUUUUGACUUAGGAGGGUUAGCGUCAAAGUUAAGUAAUAACAUACAGUGAUACGUGAGAUGGAAGAUUGAUUCUUCAGUCAAUUCGUUGGACUUAACAUUUGUAACCUUGCCAGCACCAAACUAAGAAAACACCGGUGUAGAGUUCGGCGCUGGGUGCAUGUCUUAAAACAUGAGUAUCCUGGGACCUCAGACCAGGCAGGCCAAUGGAGUGGCCAGAUCGGACAGCAAGAUAAGUGCUAAGGCCCUUUACGAGCAGCGUAAGAAAUACUCCAACUCUAAUGUUAUCAUGCAGGAGACGUCCCAAUACCAUGUGGAGCAUCUCUCCACCUUCAUGAUGGACAAGGCGGAAUCCAUCGCCACAGUGGAUGACGCCAUCAAAAAGCUGGCCCUCCUGGACUCUAAAGACAAGAUCUGGACCCAGGAAAUGUUGCUACAGGUCAGCGACAAGGCUGUCCGCUUGCUGGACUGUGACACACAGGAAGAGUUGGAAAAUUUCCCUCUCCCGACCAUUCACCACAGUCAGACCGUGUUGUAUCAGACGCGCUAUCCCUCCGUGCUGCUGCUGUUAUGUCAGGACAGCGAGCAGCACAGGCCUGACAUCCACUUCUUCCACUGCGACGAGGUCGAGGCUGAGAUGGUUCAUGCGGACAUAGACAGUGCUCUGGGUGACAACAAGCACGGGAAGAAAAUGCGUCCACAGACAUUGAAGAUGAACCAGGAAAAAAUGAAACGGCAUCGAGAAACUAUCAUCCCUCCCUCGGUCCCCAAGGGCCCGCCCCCUGGGGGGAAGGGGCGAGCGGCUGCCAUGAACAUGCAGGAUGUGGAGAGGCGAGGCUCAGCACAGCAGGACGCCGAGUCACAUGACAAGCUGGCUCAGCGCAUUGAGAAGGACGUGCAAAUCCUCAACAGUGCCCUGGACGACAUCGAGAUCUUUGUGGCGCGGCUGCAGAAAGCCGCAGAGGCGUUCUCUCAGCUAAACCAGCGCAACAAGAGUAAGAAGAAUAAGAAGAAAGGACCAGCAGAGGGCAUGCUGACCCUGAGGGCUAAGCCCCCCUCUGAGGCCGAGUUCAUCGAUAGCCUACAGAAACUGAAGCUGGCCUUCAACCUGCUGGCCAAACUGAAGAAGCACAUCCAGAAUCCAAGUGCAUCUGAGCUGGUUCACUUUCUCUUUGGUCCCCUGGAGCUGGUGCUCCAGAGCUGCGGUAGUCCUGAGCUGCCUCGCUCCAUCAUCUCCCCUCACCUCUCCAAAGACACUGUGGAUUUCCUCAGGGGACACCUCUCCCCUAAAGAGAUGACCAUCUUUGAGCUGCUCGGAGAUGGCUGGACCAGACCCAGGGCGGACUGGCCCAGGGAACAGUGUGCCCCUCCUUACUACCCUAAGUUUCGAAAUGGCUGGGAGCCCCCAGCGGAGAUGUUCAGGACAUCGCCAUGGGAGACAGAGUGUUUAGGACCCCCCAUGUCCCCCACCGGUCCCAGCUACAGGAAACCCUCAGAGGAGUUCUAUGGGACUCAGUCGUCCAGCUCAUCCAAUGGGUCUUACAACGGUCUGGCCUCCUCUCGAAAAUACGCCAAGAUACGCUAUCACUUUGUGGCCCGCAACGCCAACGAGCUGUCGGUACUGCAGGACGAGGUUCUAGAGGUGAUCGAGGAUGACAAGCAGUGGUGGAAGCUGAGGAACCGCAGCGGUCAGGCAGGAUAUGUACCGUACAACAUGCUGGACGUGGUCAAGCUCGAGGAACCACACGCCAUGACGGAGCCUCUCUACAGCCAGCCUGGACAUCCCUCCAGUUCCCUGGGUCAUGGGGAGAGCUUUGACACGGCCCGCCAAAACCACCCAUCUUGGAAUAACCCCAUGGAUGAGGUCAAUGAUGAGCUUCUGAAGAUGAUCACCGCUGACAAGACUCAGCCUCCGGGCCGUAAGUUCCGUGUUGAGCGACCCUCUGGCAGCACUGUGCCACUAACCUUUGACUCCAAUCCCCAACAAGUCACCGUCUGGCUCAACUCCAAAGGGUUUUCCAAACCGACUGUGGAGUGUCUGGGCAUCCUAACAGGGGCUCAGCUCUUCUCUCUCAAUAAGGAGGAGCUGAAGGCUGUGUGUGCAGACGAGGGGCCUCGUGUUUACAGCCAGGUCACUGUGCAGAAAGCUCAGCUAGAGAAGACUGGUGGAGAAACAGAGCUGGAACAGAUCAUGAAACAGAGAAAAAAUAAGGUUGGGUCAUCCAGCAAGGAAUGAACGUCCUUGCUCUCACGUUCAACCAAUCACGGUCCUUCAUAGCUGUUCACCAUCCAACCAGAGCAGCCUAUCCAGAAACACCCCCUCCUCCUCGUAGUGCAGCAGCAACUUUAUGUCUGAAAAUCUAAAGAUAAUGUUGGCUUAUCCUCAAAGGUUGUAAUAUGCAUUUUUAAUUGUAUAUUUAUUUAUAUUUCAAAUCCAUAUGUAUUUUUAUUUCUUGGAUAAGACCGUCUGCUAAAUGACUAAAUGUAAUUUCUUGUUCAGUUGUUCUCUGAACUGUUGCUUUUGGUUAUUUUGUCUGACAAUGCAUUUGGAUAUGUGUACAAUAUGGGGGUGUGCACUAUAUGAAUGAGAAGUCUUUUAAUUGGAGAACUCAUUAGUGCAUUGUGUGUAUAUACUGUGUAUGUGUGCUUGCAUGCAGGGGUAUGAUCACUCAAUAAUGUCUUCAUCACAGUUGUUUACCUGAUAGCUUGUUUACUUACCCUGAACAGCCUAACAAUCUGAUUCUCUGUGCCAGACUCUAUGAAAUACUCUUUUAGAUAUGUAAUGAAUCCGUUUCAUAAUGCUACAGAAUGUGUACAGUCCCUCUAGAAGUGCAACCAUACCCUCGCACAUGAAUAAUGUUGUUUAUUGCAUCAACAUUUUUUUGUUUGUUUUUAUAAUCCGAUUAAAGCAUUUACAAAAUUAAAUGUUCUUUGUAAUUACAAAUAUGUCAUACACAUAUGUAUUAGUAAACCCUGAUAAACAUAUGCAUAUUUCAGUGUAAUCACACUAAUGUGACAACAGUGCUUUGCAUGUACUGUCUGUAGGCUAUACUAUAAAAGUUUUUGUAUAAUGCAAUUGUCCGUAAGAGCAUAUUACCAAUAUUACUGUAUUGUCCUUGUGAUAAAUGUUUGAAACUCAUUAAUUCUAAGACAAAACCAGAAAAUAAAUGAUUACUCCAGUAUUGGAAAAAUAUAAAUGUUAUAUCCAAUGUCUUUUUCAUUUAUAUGUAAAAUUAGUUUACAUAGUUGUGUAAAUACAGAUAAGGGAUCGAGUUUGAAUGGUCGUAAUAAAAAAUAAAUAUACUUGCAAAA
Molecule: messenger RNA, 3502 nt
Organism: Osmerus eperlanus (European smelt)
Lineage: Eukaryota; Metazoa; Chordata; Actinopteri; Osmeriformes; Osmeridae
Gene: eps8l2
Product: EPS8 signaling adaptor L2
Exons: 21
Coding region: 363-2426 (687 amino acids)
Biological process (GO): positive regulation of ruffle assembly; Rho protein signal transduction; regulation of Rho protein signal transduction
Cellular component (GO): plasma membrane; ruffle membrane; vesicle
Molecular function (GO): actin binding
Source: RefSeq, a predicted model, not a curated record